Molecule: messenger RNA, 1265 nt
Organism: Phyllostomus discolor (pale spear-nosed bat)
Lineage: Eukaryota; Metazoa; Chordata; Mammalia; Chiroptera; Phyllostomidae
Product: olfactory receptor 5M10-like
Exons: 1
Coding region: 1-948 (315 amino acids)
Biological process (GO): G protein-coupled receptor signaling pathway; sensory perception of smell
Cellular component (GO): membrane
Molecular function (GO): G protein-coupled receptor activity; odorant binding; olfactory receptor activity
Source: RefSeq, a predicted model, not a curated record
AUGUCUUCCCCAAACCACACUACAGUGACAGAAUUCAUUCUCUUGGGACUCACAGAUGACCCAGGACUAGAGAAGAUCCUGUUUGGGGUGUUUCUGGUGAUCUACCUAAUCACGCUGACAGGGAAUCUGUGCAUGAUCAUGCUGAUCAGGACCAAUUCCCACCUCCAAACGCCCAUGUAUUUCUUCCUUAGCCACCUCUCCUUUGUAGAUAUUUGCUAUUCUUCCAACAUCACCCCAAGUAUGCUGUACAAUUUCCUCUCAGACCAGAAGACCAUCUCCUAUGCUGGAUGCUUCUCACAGUGUCUUCUCUUCAUCGCUCUGGGGAUCACUGAGCUUUACAUCCUUGCCUCAAUGGCAUUGGAUCGCUAUGUAGCCAUCUGCAGCCCUUUACAUUACAGUACCAGAAUGUCCAAGGACACUUGUACCUCUCUAGUCAUGGUAUGUUAUGUUUUUGGCUUCCUCAAUGGACUCUCCCAGGCACUGCUGACCUUUCACUUGUCCUUCUGUGGCUCCCUGGAAAUCAAUCAUUUCUACUGUGCAGAUCCUCCUCUUAUAAUGCUGGCCUGCUCUGACACCCAUGUCAAAACGAUGGCAAUGCUGGUAGUGGCUGGAUUUACUCUCUCAAGCUCUCUCUUCAUCAUUCUCCUGUCCUACCUUUUCAUUCUUGCAGCCAUCUUGAGGAUCCAUUCUACUGAAGGCAGGCACAAAACGUUCUCUACCUGUGGUUCCCACCUGACAACAGUCACUAUAUUUUAUGGGACCCUCUUCAGCAUGUACUUAAAGCCCCCAUCUGAGAGGUCUGUAGAGCAGUCCAAAAUAAUUGCAGUCUUUUACACUUUUUUGAGCCCAAUGCUGAACCCAUUGAUCUAUAGUCUAAGGAACAAGCAUGUGAUCCACGCCCUGCAGCAGACAGUGAGGGGAAAUCUCUUCCAUAAAAAUGCAGGUUAGGCAUCUGUUCAUUGUACUGAGUAAGUGUCUGUGAUGAGAGAGGGACUCUCUUCAAAGAACAAACCUCCUGCUCUGUAGUCAUUUUUAUUUGUUUUCAUGAACUGUCAAUGACAUUUGCUAAUUUCUUGUAGAAGUUUGUAACUUUAAGGAUAUUGUUCUCCUAAAACUGUAACAUUGACAUUGAAAAUGUUUUAUUUAGCAAAGAACUUUUGAUAAUAAAUGGGCAAUAUUCAAUAAUUCCAUUCAAUACUUCACUAUCUUUACUGACUUGGUGGUUAAUCUAAUUCACUCUGAUGGGAACAUUGGAAACCCAUUUG